Spinacia oleracea (spinach) is the source of this 1745-nucleotide messenger RNA. Its product is annotated as tubby-like protein 8. Bases 255 to 1559 code for a protein of 434 amino acids. Lineage: Eukaryota; Viridiplantae; Streptophyta; Magnoliopsida; Caryophyllales; Amaranthaceae. The record is from RefSeq and is a predicted model, not a curated record. The transcript has 9 exons.
GCUAUCUUAAUGACAACGAAACCCAAGACAAAAAGAGAGAUACUCCCUAUACGAAUCAGACACUACUCUGUUCCAUUUUUGUGGGCCCUCUUCUCCACAACUUCUCUAAUUCUAUAACUCAGUCCAAAUAUUCUGAAGAAUUCACCUCAUUUAUUUUUGUUCUUUCCCAAAUUCCACCAAUUUUCUUACAUGAAGAACAGCACUUAACAUUAAAAUUUCCCCAAAAUAAAAAUUCACCAGUUUUAUCCCACAAAAUGGCUGGAUUGAAGAAAACGUCAAUUUUACGGCAAUCUUCGUAUAAUUCACUUUACACAAAUCCCCUCAUUGAUCCGAGUAACAAUGAUGAUGUUGAUGAUAAUGUGAAUGUUAUUCCUGUUUGUUUUAAAAACAACAACAUUUUGAGUGGUAAAGAAAAUAAUCCCAUGUCGAGGACAAAGAAAGUUUCAAAGUUUGUUGAUAAAAAGGAGAAAUUAGUAGCAAAUAUAAGUGAAUAUUGUAGUAAGAAGCAAUACCAUUACCCAGAUGGGAAAUCAAUGCAGAAUAGUAAAGAAAGGGCAUUGAAGGCUUCUUCUCUUCAAUUGUGUAUUCAACUGAAUGAGCCGGACUCGAGUUUCGGUUUUGGUUUGGGUUUUAAGGUAUGGGAUGCUAUUGAGGAGACGGAGAGCGCGAAAUCGGUGAAUAUGUGGGAUUAUUCUGACUCUGAGGCUGCUCCAGCUUCUUCUUGGUCGACUUUGCCUAAUAGGGCUUUGUUAUGUAGACCGUUGCCAAUGGAUGUUGGAAGGUGCACUUGUAUAAUAGUGAAGGAAGCUGCACCUCAAGGGUUUGGGUUUGGGUUUGGGUUUGGGUUUGGUGGUGGUGGUGGUUCACUUUACUCUUUGUAUACCAAUGAGGGUGAAGGCAGGCAGAAUAGAAAACUGGGUGUUGCUUACCAUAAACGACAUAGGGGACGUUCUUUAUUCAUCAUAGCCCAGAACUGGAAGGGUAUAUUGUCUACAUCAGAUGACAGCUUCAUUGGUGUAGUAACAGCAAACCUCAUGGGUUCAAGAUACUAUAUCUGGAAUAAGGGCCGGUCUCCCAAGACACCUGCUGACAGGUCAAGAUUGCUUCAGGCCAUUGUUGAAUUUACGCCCACAAUAGCUACCUGGACAGGGAGGCACAGAAGUCUUAGAGCGUGGAUUUCAAAGAAGCAGCAGCCUCAGUCCAUACACUCAAAGAAAACUACAAAUAAUCAGGAUAUGAAGGUCCUUCCAUCAGAGUGGGAGGGGAAGUUGGGCCAAGAUCAAGUUCAUCACCUUUUAUCAAGAGUUCCACAUUAUAACAAGACUUCAAAGCAAUAUGAACUCGAUUUCAGAGAAAAGCUCAGAGCUGGCCUUAGAAUCCAGAGCUCAGUUAAGAACUUCCAGCUUACUAUGGAGGGAAACGGAGGACAAACCAUCCUGCAGCUUGGGAGAGUGGGCAAGUCAAAAUAUGUACUGGAUUUUAGGCAUCCACUGACUGGAUACCAAGCAUUCUGCAUAUGUUUAGGUUCAAUCGAUCCAAAACUUUGUUGUACACUCUGAAAAUCAUACCAUUUCCAAGUUCAAGCUCUGGGGAAUGUAAUCUGCCAAUAUGUGAUUUUGAGGUUACUUGUUCCAUAUGUAUUACUUAGAAGUAAGUAUCUGAAUUGAUAUGCUUUAGUUGGAAAAUCAUGCAGCUUUUGUAACAGAACAUUCACAUAUCGUGAAACAUAUUUCUUAUUUCACUAA